Messenger RNA from Paramecium tetraurelia, 7269 nucleotides. RefSeq lists its product as uncharacterized. Gene Ontology annotation, cellular component: dynein complex. The transcript has 4 exons. NCBI's taxonomy places the organism in Eukaryota, Ciliophora, Oligohymenophorea, Peniculida, Parameciidae. Gene Ontology annotation, biological process: microtubule-based movement. Gene Ontology annotation, molecular function: dynein light intermediate chain binding; ATP binding; dynein intermediate chain binding. The record is from RefSeq and is a predicted model, not a curated record.
AUGUAACCAGAGAGUGCCAAAAUAAAACUAGCCAGUCGUCUCUUCGAUAGAGGGAAACCACCGUAAAGUAAUACGAAUGAAAGACCACUUACUGCAAAGAUAGCAAUCAGAGCAUAGAUGAAUAUGACUAUGACAAAGAUUGAGAAGGCUCCGGAUAAAUUGCCUUCGAUUCACGAAGAACGUAGUAUAUCUUAUCAAAAAUCGGGAGGAGUAGGUCUAAAUCAAACUCGAGGGAAAUCAUAGAACAACAAUGACUCAUUCCCAAAGCAUAAUAGAACCUUUGAUUUAACAAGUGACAUCUUCUAGGAUGAGAGACGGUUAUUAAAGUCUCGUCAGGUUCAUGAGUUGAUGGAUCGUAUGAUUGGAAGAGCAAAACCUCCAAGUCCGCCAAAGGAAGCUUAGAAGAUUGUAUAAGUGUUGCCAAGUAACAUCUUGGAUAAUACUCGCAUGACUAUGACUAGGGAUGCUAAGACAGCUCCAAGAAAGACCAUUCGAACAUAAUAAAUGAGGAAAGAGAUUUUAAAUAAAACCUCCAUGUCUUAGGUUUCAGAUAGUUCAGAAGAUUCAAGUGAGGAGAAUGGUAAUUUCGGAUUGAAAGAUGUCGAUGCAUUUAUUCAAAUGAUCAAGGAACACAAAUUGAGUUAGCAGGAAUUCAUGUAUUUGAUAAAAAGGAAGAAACAUUCAAAUGAUGCUUACAAUAUGAGGAUAGUGAAUUAUCCAUACAUUCAAAAGCAUUAGCUUAAUAAUUUCUAUACACUUUCAGCCAAGGGAUUGACUAGAUAUGAGAAUAAUAUUACCAUUGAAAGAAAAGAGAUUAAUUUAAUGCAAUUAAAUCAUUAAGGUUUUUUUAAGAAGUUUCGUAAAUGGAAGACUUUGAAGAAAUGGCAAAAGAUAUUACAUUAACAAAGAACUUCUAUUGUUUAAGCUUAGCUUUGUGAAAAGAUGCUGAUUUUGAAUCCAAUUUAUUAAAAAUUAAUAGUUUCACAUAGAAGUUUAUGUUAUGACAUUGAAGCCCUUAGAAUUGUCGAUAUAGACAAGAUAGAAGAAGAAUUGACUGAAAAAAAAGAUUAGUAUUUGAGUCUGCAUGAAUUUAGUGUAUUACAAUAAAAGUAGAGGAAUAGACUAGUUGAGAAAAUCUAGAUUCAAUCUAGGAAGAUGAAAGAAAAUUGUUUAUCAGGACUCAAAACUGUUAUUGAUAAAUUGAGAACACAAAUUAAUUAAGAGAAACAAUCAGAUGAUGAUCAUGUGCCAUUGAAAUUAGAGAAAAAUAUGUCUUAAUCUAAGUAAAUUGAUAGAAAGUAAUAAAUUAUCGAAACUUUUGGAUUUCCAGAAAGAAUGGAUUAUGGUCACAGAGCAUUAAUGAGAACAGAGUUUAUUAAGUUUUUAAGAUUAGCUUAUCUAUUAGAUUUCAUUGCUGUUUAAUCUUUGGGAUAAAUUUACAUUAAAUCAGCAACAGAAUUUGUGGAUAAAUUGAUUAGGGUACAAUAAUGCAGUAAAAAUAACAGAAAACUACCUAAAUUGACUGAAAAUGAUGAGGAGAAAAAAGACCUCUAAGAUUAUGAUCCCAUCUUCACUAUUGAAUUAAGAUUUAAUCCAAUAGAUGGAUAUCUUGAUAUUGAAAGGUAGCAAGUGCCUUGGGAUACUUUAAAUGAAAAUUUGUUGGAUUUUGAUUUGUAAGAGUGUAUUAGAUUGAAGGAAGAGAAGGUACAAACCAUUGAGAAGGUAGAGAGGAAACAGUAGAAUAAUCAAAAUUCAAAUUAAUAGUUAUCUACGGAACCAUAAGAAGAGGUGAUUGAAGAACCUGAGUUUGUAUGUAAAAGAGAGGUACAAAAUCUGUAUGAAACACAAUUGGAAGUACAUCCAUCUAAAAGGGAUUUCCUUAGUCGAAUUCAAGAGGCGUUCUGUGAUGGAUUAGAUUAGAUAUAGGUAAUUGAAAGAUGGAGCAAACAUCCUGAUUUCUUAUAAUAUGUUUAAGCCUUGGAAGAAUGGGAUGAAAUUAUUGGAGAUAAGUGGACAUAGCCUGAUUCUAUUAAUCUGAAUCCUUCAUAUUGGAUUAAAGAACACCCUAUGAACAAUAUAUUCAUGCAUGAGAUUUCUUCGGAAUUGGAUGAAGCAUUUUAAAAGUUGGAGCAUUUCUAAAAGGAAUUCAAUGAAUACCUGAAUUUGAUUUGGAGACAAGAGAAUAGCGAAAUAAAAUAAUUACAAAAUCCAAGGUUGAUAUAUUAAUCAAAGAUAUUUGCAUGUACUUUAAAGAGUGCUUAAUUGAUUGAAAAUAUACUACAAUAGAAAUUGAUACCUCAGGUGGACAUUGGGUUGUACAGAGUCAAGAUUUAAAAUAUUUAGAAGUAAUUGAGUGCUAAAUAAUCAUAAAUACUGGCAUAAUUGGAAGAGCUUUACUUACAAUUGUUUAGGAAUAGAUCUUAUAUAUUGAAGGUGUGGUUAUAAUAAUCAAUAAAAUCAUUAUCUGGUAUGGUUAUCAGAAUUGAAGAAUUUAUUGAAUAGAAGAACUCUGUAGAUCGAAUAACUAAAGAAUUACCUACAAAGAGGGAAGAAAUUGAAACAGCUAUCAGUAUAAUCACUUUGGCUUAAGAUUGUAAACUAUUUUCAAUGAAGAAGGAAGACAAGGACUUAGCAUAAGAAUUGAAUUAUUUAGAGUCUUCUUUGAAUGUGGCAUUGUCGGAAGCAGACAAUAAUACAGCAAAAAAUAUUGAAAGAUUUAAAAAAACAUUGAAAGAACGUAUAGACAAAUUAAAGGGAGAGUGUUUGGAAGUGAGUGAGGCAAUUAAUAAGGAGAAGUUUCUGACCCUAAACACAGAUUUGGUGGAUGCCAUCAAGGAGUUAACUGAGAUAGAUACAAAGACAAAAUAAUUGGAAUAGAGUGCCUAAUUAUACACUCAAUAUGAAGAAAUCCUGUAAUGUUAAGAAUAAGCUCAAUAUGAAAUACUGGAGAAUACAAGAGAAUAAAUAAAUUUGAGAUUAGGAAUGUGGCAAGGGAUUCAGGACUUUAGAAAAUUAUCAUAGGAGUGGCAACAAUUAUAAUUCACAUCUAUUAAUGCCAAAGAAAUAGCUUAGAAGACUGAAGGAUUCGUUAGGAUUGUACAAAGAUGCGAGAAGAAUUUGUAAGAAAAUAGAGUGAUUGCCUAUUUGAAGAAGAUUGUGUGGGAAUUCAAAGAUACUAUUCCAGUAGUGACAGCACUACGUUCUCAAUAUUUGUAAUAAACACAUUGGUAAGAAAUAAAAUAACUGGUCAGAUAGGAAUUCGAUAUAAAUGAUCAAUAAUUUACACUGAACACUUUGUUGGAUUUGAAUGUAGCACAACAUAAUGAGUAGAUCACUGAGAUUGCUGUGAAAGCAGCUUAGGAGGACUCACUUAAUACUCAAUUAAAACAGUUGGAGACACAAUGGAAUGAAGUGGAAUUGAAGUUGAAACCUUAUAAGGAUCAAUUGGAUGUUAUGGUUUUGGGAGAAGUGGAAGAGUUAGUUCAAUUAUUUGAUGAAGGUUUGGCAAAUAUGUCUAAUAUACUUGCUAGUCGUUAUGUCAGACCUUUGAGACAGAGAGCUGAGAAAUUCUAAUCUGAUUUAUUAUUGUUAUCAGAUAUUAUUGAGAAGUGGGUUGAAUGUUAAAAAAAGUGGAUGUAUUUGGAGAGUAUUUUUAGUAGUUAAGAUAUCAAGAAAUAACUAUCUAAUGAAUCAUAGUAAUUUGAUAGUUGUGAUAGAAUAAUAAAAAAGUUAAUCAAGCAGGUCAAUCUAAGACCUUAGAUUAUGAGAUUGUUGGCUAUGUAAAAUAUGCUAGACAACUUAACUAAAACAUUGGAGACUUUGGAAUAAAUAGAGAAGUCUUUGGAAGAUUAUCUAGAAGUAAAAAGAGGAUCAUUCCCAAGAUUCUACUUUUUAUCUAAUGAUGAAUUAUUAGAAAUACUAUCUAAAUAAACUGACAUUAAUUCAGUCCAAUCUCAUUUAGGAUAAUGCUUUGAAGCAUUGGUCAAACUAUAUUUUGGUGAUUAACCAAAUGUUAUUCAAGGAAUUUAUUCUUCAGAUGGUGAGUUAGUCCAAUAUUAUAAAUCUAUACCUGCUAGAGGAAAUGUUGAAACUUGGUUGCAUUUGCUAGAAUUGGAAAUGGUUGAGUCAUUACGUAAAUUAUGUAAGCAAGGAUUACAUGACUAUUUGAAUGGAAUGCAAAAGACAAAAACAGAUUGGAUACUUAAUCAUAAAUCCUAGAUUGUAGCCGUUGUUAGUUAAAUACUUUGGUCAAUCAACACAGAAGAUGCAAUCAAUGAAUCAAGUACCAAAGCAAAUGCACUUUACGAGUGGCAUGAUAUGAUGGAAAUACAAUUAAAAUAACUCACAGCAUUAGUCAGAGGAGAUUUGACAGUUGUUUAACGGAAAACUAUAGUUUCAUUAAUUACUACAGAUGUUCAUAAUAGAGAUAUAGUUAUGAAGUUGGCUGAUAAUAGCAUCGAAACAGCAUCGGAUUUUUAAUGGUAAUAAUAAUUAAGAUAUUAUUGGGAUGAUGAAUACGAUGAUUGCUUAGUUAAAUAAGUUACUAGUGUAUUUCAUUAUGGAUACGAAUAUUUGGGACCAACAAGUAGAUUGGUUAUCACACCACUUACGGAUCGUUGUUGGAUUACAAUUACGUCAGCCUUAACGAAUUAAUUAGGUGCAGCCCCAGCAGGACCAGCAGGGACAGGAAAAACAGAAUCAACGAAAGACUUAGCCAAAUGCUUGGGAAGAUAUUGCAUAGUGUUUAAUUGUUCAGAUUAAAUUACUGCUGCCACUAUGAAUAAGUUAUUCAGUGGUUUAGCCUAAUAAGGAGCAUGGGCUUGUUUAGAUGAGUUCAACAGAAUUGAUAUAGAAGUGCUAUCAGUCAUAGCAUAAUAGUUGUUGACAAUUCGUAUUGCUUAAUUGUAAUCAUUGACUGAAUUCUUAUUUGAUGGUCGACACAUCUAAUUAAAGAAUACUUAUGGAGUAUUCAUCACUAUGAAUCCAGGAUAUGCAGGAAGAACUGAAUUGCCUGACAAUUUGAAAUCACUCUUCCGUCCUGUGGCUAUGAUGAUUCCAGAUUAUAGGUUGAUUGCAGAAAUUAUGUUAUUUGCUGAAGGAUUUGAAAAUGCAAAUGAUUUAUCAAGCAAGAUGGUUUAGUUAUAUAAAUUAUCAUCAUAAUAAUUGUCAUAAUAAGAUCAUUAUGACUUUGGUAUGAGAGCAGUCAAAUCCUUACUAGUCAUGGCUGGUUCAUUAAAGAGAGCAGAUACAACCAUCCCUGAAGAUAUUGUAUUAAUUAAGGCCAUGCGUGAUGCCAACAUUCCGAAGUUUUUAAAAGAUGACAUCCCAUUAUUUAUGGCUCUAAUUUAAGAUCUAUUUCCUAAAGUUGAGAUAGCCAAUUCAUCAUUCGAGUUCCUAGAGUAGUAGUUAAAUAAAAAAUGCCGAUAAUUCAAAUUGUAAAUCAUACCAAGUUUUAUAACUAAAAUGUUGCAGUUGUUUGAUACUCAAAAUGUAAGAUUUGGGACUAUGAUUGUUGGAGGUAGUGGAUCUGGCAAGACUAAUUGUUAUCAGAUUUUGGCUGAAACACUAACUGAUAUCAAAGUUUAGAAUUUAUCAUAGGAUCCCAGAUUCUAAGAAUUAUAAUAUGUUAUAUUAAAUCCAAAGUCAAUUUCAAUGGGAGAACUUUAUGGCGAGGUAGAUCCUUUUACAAAUGAAUGGCAAGAUGGUUUAGCAAGUUCUAUCAUCAGAGAGUGUAAUAACAGCAAGGAGAGACAUUGGAUUGUGUUUGAUGGACCUGUUGAUGCAUUGUGGAUUGAGAAUAUGAAUUCAGUCCUAGAUGAUUCAAUGACUUUGUGUUUGGCCAAUUCAGAAAGAAUUAAGUUGAGACAUGAGUUGAGAAUGCUAUUCGAAGUCCAGGACUUGUCAGUUGCCUCUCCUGCCACUGUAAGUAGAUGUGGGAUGGUCUAUAUGACUGUUUAGGAUAUCAAUUGGUACAAUUAUGUGGAGAGUUGGAUUGAGGAGACUUUCUCAGAUUAGGAAAAGGGUCAGAUCAAAUGUUGCAAUCAAGUAAGGGAAAAGCCAAAGAAAUUACUUCAAAUAGAACCCAAACAUUUGGAUUUGAUAAGGAAUUUGUUUAAACUUUAAUAUAAAUUUCUAUAGGAGAAGCUUGGAAACCUAGAUGAACCAUUUGUAACAAUAGAAUUAUAGAGAGUGAAGAGUGUUUGCAAUAUAUUAACUUACUUUUUGAAGUCCAUUUUGGUUUAGAAAUCUGCUGAUAUAUUAAAAUAAAUUACAGCUGUAUUCGCAUACAGUUGUAUUUGGGGAUUGUGUGCAUCAUUCGAAUAGAAAUAUUAUGAUAAGGUACAUUAUUUUAUAUUAUUUCAACUGUCGUUAUUUUGCAGUGGAUUUAGCCCCCCUUUGUUUAAGUUUAUAAAUAAAUGGGAUUAGGUACCUGCAGAAAUUAACUCCUAGAUAUUACUAUUAGGAACACAACAUUAUUAACAUCCAUAUAUAUAUAUUAUUACUUCCCCUUAAUUAUUAUUUUAGAUUGCCACUUAUGUCAAAGACCAAUUUCAAUCGUUACUCUAUCCCAAAGGUGAUACCAUAUUUGAUUUCUAUGUUGAUGGAAAUGACUUCACAACAUUAUAAUCAUGGGAAUCUCAGUUAUAAGAAUUUUAAUUUGUAAAGGAUCAAUCAUUCUUCAGUAUUGUUGUUUAAACAGUAGACACCUUGAAAUUUCAAUACAUCAUCCAAUUAUUAAUUAGGGAAUAAAUACCUACUUUAAUUACAGGAUAGACUGGUGUUGGUAAGUCUAUGCUAGUCUAAUCAUUGCUUUUCGAGAUGAAGUUAAAUGAGAAGGUGUAACCAGUACUUUUGAAUUUCUCGGCAUAGACAAAAUCAAAGUAAACCUAAUUGGCUAUAGAAUCUAAAUUAAUUAAAAAGGGCAAAAUAUUGUUUGGAGCAAGAGUAAAUGAAUAAAUAGCUAUUUUUAUUGAUGAUAUCAAUAUGCCAGCUUUAGAAAAGUAUGGUGCUUAGCCCUGUAUUGAACUUCUGAGAUAGAUGAUAGAAUUAUAAGGAACUUUCGAUCGUACCAAGUUAUUUUGGAAACAUAUUGAAGAUGUGACUCUAUUGAUUGCUGGUGGACCUCCAGGAGGUGGAAGAAAUCAAUUAUCAUAAAGAUUUGUGAGACAAUUCAAUGUUUUAAUCAUGCCAAAUCAAUCUGAUUCGAUUUUGGAGAUGAUUUAUGGAUCAAUUUUUGAAAGGCUACUUUAACAGCAUUAACUUUAGUGA